This is a messenger RNA of Tripterygium wilfordii, 1833 nucleotides long. Its product is annotated as putative serine/threonine-protein kinase. The transcript is spliced from 7 exons. Gene Ontology annotation, biological process: protein phosphorylation. The record is from RefSeq and is a predicted model, not a curated record. NCBI's taxonomy places the organism in Eukaryota, Viridiplantae, Streptophyta, Magnoliopsida, Celastrales, Celastraceae. Gene Ontology annotation, molecular function: protein kinase activity; ATP binding. Bases 412 to 1527 code for a protein of 371 amino acids.
UAUGUUAACAGGAACAAAAAACGGUCACUGUCUGGAACAAGAAGGUAUGGAAAACGCGCACAGAUCAUCCUUCAAGCGUGACUGGUGACCGGAACAAGUCACAUACGAAGAAAAACAGGAGCCAUAUCACUCCAUCACCGUCAACGCAGCCAUCUAGUUCACACGAAAUUACCUCCCACUCGCUUUAAUUUAAAUACACAGAAAAUUAUAGAGAUAUCGGCCUUCAUUUCAUGAUUCAGUAUUGGAGAUCUUGAUUGCUUUUAACGGCAGUAAUAGAACCUUAACUGUGCUUUGAGCCUUUGAGGUACAGGAUGUCAGGAAUGGAGUUUGCUGUUUAACUCUGUGUCUUAUCAGGAUAAGGCUAAUUCAUAAUGUGAUCUGGAGGAUAGAAGUCAUACAUUGCAGACAGAUAUGGUGUGCAGCUGCUUUCGUUCUUCAAUUGUAGAACGGAGGAGUGGUGCUCAAGCUCAUCUAGAUGAAGCAGGAAAUUCGAUGCGAAACAUCAAUCAAUUCUCCUACAAUGAACUAAGAUCGGCAACAGAUAAUUUUCAUUUACGAAAUAAGAUCGGAAGAGGGGGUUUUGGAACUGUUUAUAAGGGAACUCUGAAAAAUGGAUUACAAGUUGCUGUGAAGGCAUUGUCUGCCGAGUCAAGGCAGGGGGCAAGGGAAUUUUUGAAUGAGAUCAAUACUAUAUCAAAUGUUAGGCAUCCAAACCUUGUUGAAUUGGUUGGAUGCUGUGUUGAAGGGGCAAACAGGAUAUUACUCUAUGAAUAUCUGAGAAAUAAUAGUCUUGAUCACGUGUUAUUAGGUCGAAAUAGCACAAAUAUCAGACUUGAUUGGGGAAGAAGAGCUAUUAUCUGUAUGGGUAUUGCAAAGGGACUAUCAUUCCUUCACGAGGAACUUACGCCACAUAUCGUGCACAGAGACAUCAAAGCCAGUAAUAUACUUCUUGACGAGGAAUUUAACCCGAAAAUUGGUGAUUUUGGAUUGGCCAAGCUUUUCCCAGAUGAUAUUACGCACAUUAGCACAAGAAUAGCAGGAACAACUGGUUAUUUGGCACCGGAAUACGCUUUGGGAGGUCAAUUAACCAUGAAGGCUGAUGUUUACAGUUUUGGGGUCCUUAUACUUGAAAUAAUUAGUGGUAGAAGCAGUUCAAAAGCAAAUUGUGGAGAGAUGCAGAAGUUUCUCCUGGAGUGGGCUUGGGAGCUCCACAAAGAAGAGAAACUCUUGGACCUAGUGGAUCCAAAUAUUGGAGAGUUUUCAGAGGAAGAAGUCACAAGGUACAUGAAAGUAGCAUUCUUUUGUACCCAAGCUGCAGCAAACCGAAGACCACUAAUGAGUCAGGUUGUUGACAUGCUAUCAAGGAAAAUCCGACUCAACGAAAAGGAACUUACGUCGCCAGGUUUCUUUCAAGGUUCCACCAGCCUUGGCGCUGCACCGUCUUCAUCUAAGAUGUCAUUGGGUGAAUCUACUAGCUAUCAGGUGAGCUCAGUUCCCAUCACGAUUACUCAGGUCACCCCUAGAUGAAAGAUGAGAUCUUGAUUAUUGCUAUUGGGCUCGAUAUUGUUGGAAGUCUCUUCCAUUCGAUUAUUAAAAGGAGGACAGCUUUUUCUAGUGCACAUUCAUGUGUUUCCAAGUCAUGCAUGCAGUGGUUUUCAGGAUUUAGGUAUUCUUUUUUGGAUACGCGAAAGGAACAGAGUUCGUAUUGUUCUUUUUUGGAUACAAGAGAGAGACGUUCUUGCGACCUCUAGAGAAUUAUAUAUUUUUUUCUCUCUUCCUUCCGGGCAAGAUAUGAAUGCCCAAUGUUGCUGUCAGAAGUUUAUUUUCAUUUUA